GAUUGCUCGAAGUUAUCUCAAUAAACCGGGCGUAUUAGCAUACUCGUAGAAAUUAUAUAGCCCGGCUGGUAAACACCUCGGAUACUUGGUGCCGUGCGUUGGAUCGUGUAGCGCGGGAUUCGUUUUUGAAGAAAAUGUCCGAGUUGAAGUAUCUGUCAGGCUUCGGCUCUGAGUUCUCAUCUGAGGACCCUCGGCGGCCGGGCGCGCUGCCGGCGGGGCGGAACACCCCGCAGCGCUGCGCCUACGGUCUCUACGCGGAGCAGCUUUCGGGCUCUGCCUUCACCGCGCCGAGGACCGAGAACAGACGCACCUGGUUUUACAGGAUCCGACCAUCUGUAGUGCACAAACCCUUCAAACGCCUGGAUGUCGCCAAACAUCUCACCCACAAUUGGGACGAACAGGACCCUGACCCUAAUCAGUCCCGCUGGCUGCCGUUCGAUCUACCAACUACCGCAGUGGACUUCGUAUCCGGCCUGCACACAGUGUGCGGCGCGGGCGACCCGCGGGCGCGCAACGGACUCGCCAUACACGUCUACUUGUGCAACAAGUCUAUGGAGCGCAGCGCCUUCUAUAGCAGCGAUGGAGACCUUCUCAUAGUGCCCCAACAAGGCACGCUGCGGAUCACGACGGAGUUCGGUAUCAUGGAGGUGGCUCCCAACGAGAUCGCUGUAGUUCAGCUGGGCAUGAGGUUUUCUGUCGCCGUGGAUGGGCCAUCAAGGGGCUAUAUCCUGGAGGUGUUUGACGGGCACUUCAAGCUCCCGGACCUCGGUCCAAUCGGAGCCAACGGCCUGGCUAACCCGCGCGACUUCCUCACACCCGUCGCUAAAUAUCACGAUGAGGAUAAUAUCGAUUUCACGAUAAUCAGCAAAUACCAAGGUGCACUGUUCGCGGCACAGCAGCGCCACUCGCCGUUCGACGUGGUGGCGUGGCACGGCAACUACGUGCCCUACAAGUACAACCUCGCCAACUUCAUGGUUAUCAACUCCGUGUCCUUCGACCACUGCGACCCUUCAAUAUUCACGGUGCUGACGUGUCCGUCGACGAAGCCCGGGGUAGCCAUUGCCGACUUCGUCAUCUUCCCGCCGCGCUGGUCCGUGCAGGAGAAUACUUUCCGGCCACCAUAUUAUCAUAGAAAUUGCAUGAGCGAGUUCAUGGGGCUGAUCCUGGGCGCUUAUGAAGCCAAGGAGGGCGGGUUCCUGCCGGGCGGCGCCUCGCUUCACUCCGUGAUGACGCCUCACGGGCCGGACGCUCAGUGCUUCACUGCUGCGUCGCAAGCGGAGCUCAAACCGCAGAAGAUAGCUGUAGGGACUCAGGCCUUCAUGUUCGAGUCGUCACUAAGCAUGGCCAUAACCAAGUGGGGAGCAGAGACGUGUCAGAAACUAGACCCCAAGUAUCACGAGUGCUGGCAGGCGCUUCCUAAACUCUUCUCCGAUAAGAUCAACAUUUAGAAUAAAGUUCCGCAUAA
Molecule: messenger RNA, 1465 nt
Organism: Cydia amplana
Lineage: Eukaryota; Metazoa; Arthropoda; Insecta; Lepidoptera; Tortricidae
Gene: hgo
Product: homogentisate 1,2-dioxygenase
Exons: 10
Coding region: 135-1448 (437 amino acids)
Biological process (GO): L-phenylalanine catabolic process
Cellular component (GO): cytoplasm
Molecular function (GO): homogentisate 1,2-dioxygenase activity
Source: RefSeq, a predicted model, not a curated record